This is a messenger RNA of Paramecium octaurelia, 356 nucleotides long. Lineage: Eukaryota; Ciliophora; Oligohymenophorea; Peniculida; Parameciidae. The record is from the annotation of a GenBank genome assembly.
AUGGGAUGUACUAGUUCUAAUUAAACAACUGAUCAAGUUAUUUAAUAAGUUUCCAAAUCUCAAAUAAGAGAAAACGUAAAACUUAGAAUAGGAGUCAACUUUGAUGUAUAAAAUUCUGAGGCUAGAUUGUAUUCGAUUAAAAAAAAUCCAAUUGUGUAAAGAAGAAUUCUAAAAUCAAUAAAACCAAAAGUUUCGUUAUCAAAAUAACAAACAGAUGAAACAUAUGGAUCAUUUUAUUGAAACUCACUUUUUCCUAAACCCCCAAAAUGAUAUAUAAAUCUAUAUACUUUAAUUAAAGUCUUAAUUGAUUAAAUCACAUAGUCUAAAACAACUUCCAAUACAAUUCAAAAGUGGUC